AUGGCUCGAGCGCCGCCGCGCUUCGUGCGCCGCGCGCAACUGCGCGUCGCAUGCCUUCAGUUGUGCAGCAGCGAGAAGCACGCGGCUGCCGCGCGACGGCGACGGGACCAGCAGUGCACCAUCUUUUGUCAACUCAUUGGUCUUCGCCACGAACGCGUCGCGCACGUGCUCGCGACGCAGGCGCAGUACGUUGCGCGGACCGCCGGGCGCAAGGUGAUGCUCGCCGCGCUCCGGGUCGCCGAGCUGCAACAUGCGCAAGCCCAGGCGGCGCAUGCGCGCUGGCUCCAUACACAGCGCGUGCGCGAGCGGCGGGACCAUACAGCGCAGUUUCGUGCCCAGUGCCUUCGGUCGCGCUCGUUUGUGCGGCUUCGGUCGGCCGAGAUCCGUCGGGCGCUGCAUCUGGCGGCGAUCCGCGCCGGCGCCGACGAAGCGGCUGCGAAGCGUGACGCCGCGCGCCUCCGCGUGCAGUUUGCCACCGAGUCGCUUCGGGCGCAUCUUGAGUUUCGUCUUUUGCGCGCCGACGAGAAGCGUCUUUUAUAUAUGGCCGACAAGGUCGCGGCCGCCAUUUUCUUUGCUGCCCAAGGCGAGAUUGUGCGUCGGCGGCUCGCGAGCAGGGAAGAGGCGCGUCGACUGACGUACGCGUACGGCAUGGAGAGCGCAGGCUUGCGCACAUCGAUUGCUCGGACGCAGCGCGCGCGGUCGCACCUCCUCGCACGCGCACUCGUCGCCGGGCGGCAGAAAUACCUCGCCGACGCGCGGGCCGAGCGCGGGUUCGUCGCAGCCAUGCGCCAUGGAAACGCUGCCGACCGUCGAGACGACGUGCGCGAGGCCAAGCAAGAGACGGCGCGACGCACGAUCCAGCGCGUGACGUUUGCGCGCCUUGAGCGGCAGUCGACGGACGUUGUCGACGCGGCCGUCAAGACAGCGAUGGCAGCGACGAUCGCGCUCCACGCCGAACGGCGGCGCGUGGCACUACUCCAAGCGCGGGCAGUUGGCGCGCGGGCGCAGAGUCGACGGGCCCGUGAUGUGGCGCGGGUCCAAAAGCUCGCGCGCCGCAUCGAAGCGCUCGCGCUCCGCGAGCAGAGCCAGCAGCGCCUUGACGAGAGUGCCAAGCGGCGAGCAAUGCUCUUGGCCCAACGCAAGCUCGGGCUGAGCGCGAGCCAGCUCCAGCCGUUUGCAGGUCUCGUCGUCGUUGGCACCGCCAUCCCGCUGCCCUACUCGGCAUGA
This is a messenger RNA of Saprolegnia diclina VS20, 1227 nucleotides long. RefSeq lists its product as hypothetical. Bases 1 to 1227 code for a protein of 408 amino acids. The transcript has 3 exons. NCBI's taxonomy places the organism in Eukaryota, Oomycota, Saprolegniomycetes, Saprolegniales, Saprolegniaceae. The record is from RefSeq and is a predicted model, not a curated record.